AUGGCUGCCUUCAGCCUCCUCCUCCUCCUCUUCCUCCUCCUCGGCGCUACCGUGGUGGCGCCGGAGCCCCCCCAGGGUCUGGUACAGGAGAGCCUGGAGCUGCAGCUCCCCCCCAUCCAACAGCUGCUGCAGGACCCGGCCCCCCCUCCCCUCCCGGCCUCCUCCGCCCCCGCCACCCCCUGGGGUCCCCGCUCCGUGCCCGGUUUCCCCCCUCCGUGGCCCGAAGCCGCCGCCGUGACCCGGAUGUGCCGGGACCGCCCCCCCCAGCCCUCGGCUCCGCCGCUGCCCCCGAGCUCCUUCGGGCAUCUCCGGCGCCAGGCGGCGGCGCUCGGGGCGCUCGGAACCCGCCUGGAUUCGUGCUGCGGCCGCGAUGCUCCCGUGCCCUGCGCCCGGCGCGAGUGGGCCGCGGUGCUGGACGCGUUUUGCUCGGAGGAGUUCGCGGUGAAGACGCGGCCGUUCCAUUGCUGCCGCCUGCGCGGCGCGCACCGGAGGCGCUGCUUCAGCGAGGCCGCCGAUGCCCAGACCCGGUCCCAAGGGAGCCCCGGGGUCCCGUUCCCCCCCGGGGAACCCACGGCCGCCAACAUGGGCAACAUCUGCGCGCUGCGGGGGCUGCGGCCCGGCCCCACCGGCACCCCCGGGCCCCUGGCUCGGUUCCAGCUGCGCCUCGAGAGGGAGUUCGGGCGCUGCUGCCGCAACGGGAGCGUGGAGUGCGCGCAUGAGGCGUGGCGCUCGGGGCUGGAGCGGCUCUGCCGGCAGGAGGCGGGCUCGGGGCUCCGGCAGCGGCGCUGCUGUGGGCAGGGCUCGGCCCCCGCUCGGCUCCGCUGCUUCGCGGCCUCGGCCCCGCACCCGCGCUACGAUCGGGAGCUGCACAACGUGAGCCUGGGCCGGGCCGGGCCCCAGCUGCUGCGGGCGCUCUGCGGCCCCGCCAGGCUGCUCAGCAAGAGGCGCCCAAUCCCAGAGCUCCUGGGGGCCAUCACCUCCUGCUGCCCUCGCCCCCCCCAGGAGCAGCGGGCCUGCACCGAGGAGCAGCUCACCCAGGCCAUCGCCACCCUCUGCAGCACCCAUGGGCAGGGGGGGGGCUGGAAGGACCCAAAGCGCUGCUGCGCGGGGGGGGACGCGGCCGCCCGGCGCCGCUGCUUCGACUCUGCCUACCUGGAGGGGGUGCCCAUGGGGCUGGCCGUGCCCCCCCCACCCCAUGGGCAUGAGGAGUGA
Molecule: messenger RNA, 1212 nt
Organism: Neopsephotus bourkii (Bourke's parrot)
Lineage: Eukaryota; Metazoa; Chordata; Aves; Psittaciformes; Psittacidae
Gene: ECM1
Product: extracellular matrix protein 1
Exons: 7
Coding region: 1-1212 (403 amino acids)
Biological process (GO): regulation of bone mineralization; signal transduction
Cellular component (GO): extracellular region
Source: RefSeq, a predicted model, not a curated record